CUACACACGCUACAGAUUACACGGCAGACUCCAGCUAGGUGUACUUGAUGCACACACAACAACAACAACCAAAAUGCGCUGAACUCCAUGCUAUUGAUUACUGUGCCGUAGUAACGACUUCUCUGUACUGGCACGUUUUCGUGGGUUCGUCGAAACCUGCGGACGGUGUUGUUCGACUGGACGAAGCUCCGGAGGUCGACGUGGUCGAAGCGUGACGGUAGUUUCACCUCCGGUGGGCUUAGCUAAGCUUCUAAGAAGUGAGCUGAGAGCCAGCCUUACCGACCGUAACAGAUUCCUAGGCGGCGAAUGGUCGUCGCUUGGCUGGCCGCUGUGCCAGGACGUCGUGAGAACCAUGAAGGUGUGGCGUGUGGUGAAUUCGCUAGUCCUGUCCGCUGUGUUCCGCUUGAUCUAUCUCAGCCAACUUGAUGCGGACGAUCGCGUGGAACUGCGGCAAGCCCAAAUAGCUUUCACGGAUCGCUACUCACAGUCAGCCGCCAAUAGAAGACUAACACCGCACGUGGAAGAAGGUCUGGUCGACGGCGGCGGAGAUCUUCUCUAUUCACGGAAUGGAGUCCGGGUCAGGCAGACCUCACAUAGGCCAACCAGGGACACCUCAAUCAACCGACCCCGACGUGGCGACAAGACAAGGAGCAGUGGCCGUGCCUGGAUGGCGUUACAUCCGGAAGGCGGCGUUCACGCGCUGUCCAGGCCCCGUCGCUCGGCAGCCGAUGCUGCUGGUAGAUCUACUGCGCGGCACGAGCGAGGAACCCAUGAGCACGACGUGUCCGGUCCAGAGAAGGCAGUCAGGCGGAAGCGGCACGACGACGGCGAACAUUGUGCUAGAGUUAUAUCACCGACGUCUAUACACUGCGCGCUGGGCAGACCAGGAGGUGUGCAGCUCAGGUUUGGAAGCUCGUUGGACGGCUCCCGACAGGUGGGCCGGAACAUGACGUUCGGCGAGACUUCAUUCCUAGACCUGGAGCUCGUCGGCACGGAGAAGUACUUCAUCAUCAACGGCAAUGACGUGCUGGAAGGUCUGGUUGGUGACGAGGAAGAGUUACUGCCGUGCGAAAGUCAGACGUUCAUAGUGGUGGAAGCGGAUCACCUGGGCAGGCUGACGGCCGAGUUCUUUGUGUUCUACGCACAGCCCGUGGGUGCUGGAUACUCGGCGGUGUUCAUUUACAACGGGCUGGAGGGCAUAGACUGUUCAGUUAACGGUGUAGACGUGAUAGGCUAUGAUCCAGAGUUGGUUGAUCAUGAGCCUCACCGGAGCUCUGUGUGGAGGAUAGGUAGGAAUCUGACUCGCUCCAGCCUGACCAGCGUGCAGUUCCCAGUUGGAGAUUUUGAGUUCAAGACGGUACUGCACGGCGCAGUGGGAAGCCAGUGUGAUUUCCAGCUGGCCCCGUCCAUCACAGCCCAGAACUUAUUCCAGUCGGGCGAAUCCAUGCAGUACUUUGUGACCAUAGCGGGAAAGGUUGGCGGAGAACAUUUCUCGCCGCAGCUCUUAUGGUGCCCGAGCAAACGUCUGCCGGUUUGGCCCGCAGGGCGCCAUAACAGCCAGCUUGUUAUCAUCAAUGCCUACCGAAGCAAGGAGAAAACAUCCAUCUACAUGCCUUUCAACAACGUAACGCUUAGCUUUGAUUACACGGCAGUAGCUUCAAGGACCGUGGCGCUCAGACAAGGUGACUGCGUGCAAAUCACCAACGGCAACAGGACAUUUCGUAAUAUCAUCCACCCAGACCCGAUCACAAGUUACAGCACUUGCAUUGCUGUGCCGGAGGCGGAUAUCUACGGCAAUAUCAGUUGCUAUCUGCACUGUCACAGUGGCGAGGCCAUACUGUCACCACCUGGCCUCGCCGAGGUGUUUAUCUACAACUCUCUCAUCCUGGGCAGCGAUGCUGUUGUCGAUGUCAUUGCCUAUGGUCAUCAUGCCACCGAAAGGACGUUGCUGUCAGUUUUGAAGAAUGUGCGGCAUGGCGACGGCCAGUCGGUCUUGCUGCCUGUUGGCAUGUACGAAUUCAAGGUGGUCUACAAGGAUACGAUUCGUACGGUCGACGAUUUUCACAAUGCGCCCACCCUUGUCAACAUCAGCCAGGUCUUCUUCUUAUCUCAGAUGAACUACUAUGCGUGUCUCAUGGGCAGCAUCCUGGAACCCGAUUACCCACCCGUCAUGGUCAUCAGCCCGCGAACGACGCUUGCCGACUUCGGCACAACGCAAGCAGUGGCAGUGACGGGUGGAGUACGGAGAAGUCAAGCCGCUGCACUGCACGCGAGCGCUGGCAUACUGGUAGCUGUGACAGCAUCCCUGCUCCUGACCGCAGUAUUAGUCAGCUAACGUAUAACCCUCUGCCAACUAUCUUGAGUUUCCUGAUGACUGCAGUGUGCUGGGCCGCACCAGGAGAUGGGGAUGAGCAUACUAAUCAUCACGAAUGAUGGGUGAAUAAUCGGGAGAUCGAUGUUGGAGAUCGCGUCCCAGUUUCUUCAAGACAACGCGCUGAAUGGGUAGUCUGUAACACACGGCACGGUCCUGCGCUCCCCCGUCAGUAGUCACUGAGUAUGACAAGAGGAUUGUUCUAUAGAUCUCACCGUGCUCACUGCUGCUUGCUUAUGUAGCUACCUGUACCUCCAAAUUGAUGAAAGCUGAACUUGAGAAACAAGCCGGAUUUGUCGCGAGCUUUUCCGCUUCACGUAACAUUGUACGUACAUGAUUUGAUAUCUACAUCUGCACCAUACAAUACACUCUAGGGAGUCGUAAAAUACCGGUAUUUUACGACUCCCCGGUACACUCUAUCUUACGCUGUAGAUCCAAGAAAGCUUGAUACCUCUAUACCGGCAGUCAUUUUCAGCCUCUACUGCCGCAUGCAUGCGAUUUUUUCCAUUGCCGAAUCUGGUGUCGGCUGUGCAGUGUUCACCGGUCCCUAUGAUGGGCAAACUGCUAGCUAAACGCUAUUGCUGCUGCUACUAUAGGGUGCUGGAACACACUUCAAAGUGGUGUUGAUGAUCACCUAUUCGGACUGUUGUUGCAAUCGUCACACCGCACGCAGCGAGCAGUCACAGACAAAUUUCUUCUUGUAAAGCAAGACGACCAGCUCUACAGUACAAGCAACAGAAUACAACAUUUUAGAUAUC
Messenger RNA from Sycon ciliatum, 3129 nucleotides. RefSeq lists its product as uncharacterized. Lineage: Eukaryota; Metazoa; Porifera; Calcarea; Leucosolenida; Sycettidae. Bases 353 to 2335 code for a protein of 660 amino acids. The transcript has 10 exons. The record is from RefSeq and is a predicted model, not a curated record.